UGGAACAUUCUGUCAACAUGGAUAAUGACUUUGUCACUUCACACAUAACUUGCUAUGUUUACAUUAUAGCCUAUUAACAUGAUAAGACCCGAUUGAUGGCUUUAGAGGUUGCCAAGCUACGGUGUAAACAAGCCAAACUACAGUCUUAAUGGCUGACACCAGGAAAAUGGCUAAGUCACAAGGGGUAUCAUUAGAUCACUACCAAACUGAAGGAAUUUGUGGUGAAUUGUGAUGUUAUUUCUGUGAAAGGUGUUUACAGUUUUACAAGGAGUCGUCUUUGUAAACAUGGAGAGCGGGUUCUAAUGUUUCCACUGGCUAUAAGAUCUGAGAAGAUACUUUUCCUUAUUCAGCCUAUGUGGGUUCCCCUGAUCUGAGGAGGCAGUUCUUCAUUUGUUUGGGACUUGUCACCUGCUGGGUAUUGUCAAGUCUUAAAUACGUUCAGUCUAGAUACAGCUUUACCCGGCACCGUGUCUGUAACAGCAUGCUCAACAACACAGCAGCGCCUACCGAGCAGUUAUGGUCAUUGUGAAGGGAAUGUACGGCAGCCCUGAUGGGGAAAUCUCAUAUGGCAUCAAGAAGGUACUUGAGGAAUCUAUGCCACCGUUUGGCAUCACGACACUAAGUCCUGAUCUGAACACAACAGUUAACACAACAGGCAACAUGACGAGUGAUUAUCAGCAGAAACAGCAGGAUAUGCGGGACUUCUACAUCGGCCUGUCCCUCGCCAUCAGCUCAAGCAUCUUCAUCGGCAGCAGCUUCAUCUUCAAAAAACUUGGCCUGCUCCGCCUCGCAAAACACCAGUCCACACGAGCAGGCCAGGGCGGGUAUGGUUACCUCAAGGAAUGGAUGUGGUGGGCCGGCAUGAUCCUCAUGAUUGUUGGAGAAUUUGCAAACUUUGCUGCCUACGCCUUCGCCCCAGCCACGCUGGUAACUCCUCUGGGUGCCCUAAGUGUACUUAUAAGCGCUGUGCUGGCGUCACGGGUGCUGAAGGAGCACCUCAACCUGCUGGGGAAGGUGGGGUGUCUGCUGUGCAUCCUCGGCUCCACCGUCAUGGUCAUCCACUCCCCCAAGGAGCAGGAGGUCGGCAGCAUGGAGGCUCUCAAGGACAAACUCAUCGAGCCAAUGUUCAUCGUUUUUGGCAUCCUCGUCAUAUUGGCAGCUGUCAUUGGGAUAUUCUACUUCGUUCCUCGCUACGGCAACAAGAAUCCUCUGGUAUACAUCACCAUCUGCUCCGUCCUGGGAUCCUUCACCGUCAUGGGCUGCAAGGGAGUGGGCGUGGCCAUCAAGGAGACGUUCCGUGGGAGGAACGAGUUCACAAACUACCUGACAUACAUUCUCCUAUUUGUGGUGGUAGUGUGCAUACUCAUCCAGCUCAACUAUCUCAAUCGUGCUCUUGACACUUUCAACACGGCGGUUGUGACGCCAAUCUACUACGUGUUUUUCACAUCUGCUGUGAUAGCCGCAUCACUCAUUCUCUACAAAGAGUUCGGCAACAUGAAGGUGAUGGAUAUUCUGGGCAAUAUGUGCGGGUUCUUGACGAUUAUAUCGGGAAUAUUCUUACUUAAUGCAUUCAAGGACCAGAAUAUUAGUAUAUCAACGUUAGCCAGUGCGCGGAAAGAGCAGGUGUCCAAUUCUAAUGGGGAGCUGAGGAGUGUGACCGCUUAUGAUAAUUUUGAUGGUGACCAAGAGAGUUUGCUGGCCAAUGGGCAGAAUGAUGAACAGCUUCUGUCAGAAUAUCAUCAUCAAUGAUGGGAAUCUGGUGCUGACAGUCCCAUUAGGAAGAAAAACGAAUGUGAUGAACAUUGAGAUGACAAUAACAGGAGUAUGGCCUGGCAAAAGCCAGUAUUCCACCUACAAUAUUCCAGGUGAAGAUGUCUAAAUAAUCACAUAGAGCAACUAAGUUAUUCUUUUGUAUUGGACAAAUACUAUAUUUUGUGUAUUGAUACAUAGAAGUUAUUUUUGCUUGGAGUACAUUUGUUAUUAGGAUUAUGUGUCACUGUGAUACACUCUUUGAAGGAUGUAUGAGUUUCUCUUGGUCUUUGUGUGGUGGUCGAUCUAACACUGGCAGGGUGUCCAGACAGUGGUCUUGUAUGGUGGUCGAUCACUGGUAGGGUGUCAGGACAUUGGUCUUGUAUGGUGGUCGAUCACUUGUAGGGUGUCAGGACAUUGGUCUUGUAUGGUGGUCGAUCACUGGUAGGGUGUCAGGACAUUGGUCUUGUAUCGUGGUCGAUCACUGGUAGGGUGUCCAGACAGUGGUCUUGUAUGGUGGUCGAUCACUGGUAGGGUGUCCAGACAGUGGUCUUGUAUGGUGGUCAAUCUGACACUGGUAGGGUGACCAGACAAUGGUCUUGUAUGAUGGUCGAUCACUUGUAGGGUGUCAGGACAAUGGUCUUGUAUGGUGGUCGAUCACUGGUAGGGUGUCAGGACAUUGGUCUUGUAUGGUGGUCGAUCACUGGUCGGGUGUCCAGACAGUGGUCUUGUAUGGUGGUCGAUCACUGGUCGGGUGUCCAGACAGUGGUCUUGUAUGGUGGUCGAUCACUGGUAGGGUGUCCAGAUAGUGGUCUUGUAUGGUGGUCGAUCACUUGUAGGGUGUCAGGACAAUGGUCUUGUAUGGUGGUCGAUCACUGGUAGGGUGACCAGACAAUGGUCUUGUAUGAUGGUCGAUCACUGGUAGGGUGUCAGGACAAUGGUCUUGUAUGGUGGUCGAUCACUGGUAGGGUGUCAGGACAUUGGUCUUGUAUGGUGGUCGAUCACUGGUCGGGUGUCCAGACAGUGGUCUUGUAUGGUGGUCGAUCACUGGUAGGGUGUCCAGACAGUGGUCUUGUAUGGUGGUCAAUCUGACACUGGUAGGGUGACCAGACAAUGGUCUUGUAUGAUGGUCGAUCACUUGUAGGGUGUCAGGACAAUGGUCUUGUAUGAUGGUCAUUCACUGGUAGGGUGUCCAGACAGUGGUCUUGUAUGGUGGUCGAUCACUGGUAGGGUGUCAGGACAAUGGUCUUGUAUGAUGGUCGUUCACUGGUAGGGUGUCCAGACAGUGGUCUUGUAUGGUGGUCGAUCACUGGUAGGGUGUCAGGACAAUGGUCUUGUAUGGUGGUCGAUCACUGGUAGGGUGUCCAGACAGUGGUCUUGUAUGGUGGUCGAUCACUGGUCGGGUGUCCAGACAGUGGUCUUGUAUGGUGGUCGAUCACUGGUCGGGUGUCCAGACAGUGGUCUUGUAUGGUGGUCGAUCACUGGUCGGGUGUAGGUCAGUCACAGAUGUAUUCCCUGAAUUGUGAACCUCUGAGUGUUCUUUGAUCCAUCAAUGGUGGACAGUUCAUCUCAGUAGGAUUCCAGGCAUGAUAAUCUAUACCCUGUGUUUUUUCAACAAACAUGGGGAUUCGAUGGUCACAAUGGCUGCUGACUAUAUAUUGUCGAAUACCCUAUUUUCGAAAAGCCACAUUGAUCAUUAUUUGUUGUGUUGUAACGAUAGGGGUGACAUCAUAAAAGCAACGGAAUUCACAUGACAGUGCGCACAUCAGACCUGUCAACAUUGGGUUCAUGUGAGGCACAGAUCACCUGUCAGAGUAGUCUGUCUUUUUUACGAAUUUUGGUCCUGUCAUAAUGAAAUGUGAAAGUAAAACAGUGUCUACGUUUCUGUAAAA
This is a messenger RNA of Haliotis rufescens (red abalone), 3641 nucleotides long. RefSeq names its product magnesium transporter NIPA2-like. Gene Ontology annotation, cellular component: membrane. The transcript has 9 exons. Bases 517 to 1749 code for a protein of 410 amino acids. The record is from RefSeq and is a predicted model, not a curated record. Gene Ontology annotation, molecular function: magnesium ion transmembrane transporter activity. Gene Ontology annotation, biological process: magnesium ion transport. NCBI's taxonomy places the organism in Eukaryota, Metazoa, Mollusca, Gastropoda, Lepetellida, Haliotidae.